Anopheles darlingi is the source of this 8197-nucleotide messenger RNA. It is a transcript of the gene C3G, whose product is annotated as guanine nucleotide-releasing factor 2. Gene Ontology annotation, molecular function: guanyl-nucleotide exchange factor activity. The transcript has 17 exons. Gene Ontology annotation, biological process: Ras protein signal transduction; positive regulation of GTPase activity. Lineage: Eukaryota; Metazoa; Arthropoda; Insecta; Diptera; Culicidae. The record is from RefSeq and is a predicted model, not a curated record. Gene Ontology annotation, cellular component: plasma membrane. Bases 913 to 5394 code for a protein of 1493 amino acids.
CUCUUCCUGUUCACAAAUCGUUUCCUUCCUGCGGAAUAAUUUCGUGGUACGGAGACCGGCGAAAUUCACAUGUGGACUUUUCAGCGGACGGCGAAUUUCACGCGAUAAUGAGGGGCGAAAACAUCAUGAGCGUAAAUAAAUAGAAUGAAAGCAAAGUUUUCUCAGAAAGGAGCGAAAGUACUGCGACACAAGUAUGUCACAAAUACUUGGAAGUAAGAUUUUUUUCUCGGAAUUUGGAGACUGCGGUUAACUUGGUGCAAACUGAACUUCAUGUUGCAAAUGGCAAUAUUUUGUAUCUUUUCAUAAGUUAAAAUAUAUUGCACAAAAACUGGUUGAAAAACGAUAUCCGAGUGAUGUACAUUCAAUGCUUCACGUAAGCAUGUAAUGCAACAUGAGUGCGUAUGUUCAGUGUGUCUACACAUACACGUAUUGUUUUGUGUGAAGCAAGUGCGAGUUCCUAAAAUUAUUUAGAUACCUCCCAAGAUAAAGCUAGCUUCUCAGCUUCUCUUUUGAGAAGAUGGAUUGUGUUGGAAGAAAAAACAAUUUAUAAUAUAGCAUCUUAAGAAAUGGUGUCUGUUUUGAAAAAGAUUACCAGUGGAACGAACUAGUCGCUUUGUGAUUGUGUCGAAUGAAUUCGUUCCGGCAUCCACGCAACUUGGCUUAUUCUUAUAUUCAUGUAACGUAUUAAAACAUUUUCGUAUCCACCACACCACCGUUGGAUUUCGUUGGGACAAUAGAACAUGUAAAACAUCAAAUUACCGGUUAUACACUUAAAGUGUACUAUUAUCAUUUAGUUAAUACAAAGCUGCAGUGAGUCAGUUUUCCUUAAGGCAAAGAGAAAAACAAAUUUCUCAACGUUUGGGAAACGGUAGAGCAUUAUUACUAGCUGUCAAAUUUUGCUUACGAAUCGGAAUGGCCACUUCAAAGGAAGAUCGCAUAGGAACCUCAUCAGAUGCAGUAAAUGACAUGGACAGCAGUUCUGCUGUGAGUGUGGAGAUCACAUCAACUCCGGUUUCCAUCGGGCGUCAUGCUAAUACGAGCAUCUUUGGUAAUGGUUCCAAUUCUGCUAACACUAGUUCAACUGUAAGCUGCUCAGCAGAAAUUGGAAAUAAUAGCGUUUCACACGGUACAUGCGGCACAUUAGGACCCAAAGGUAGCAUUCGUGGCAACAAACUGGCACGAAGAGCAAGGUCGUUCAAAGACGAUUUCCUGGAAAAAAUUUCGCAGAUACGUACGCCAACCAGUACUAUGACAAGGUCCCAUUCACCCAACAGCCCCCGCAUAGGCUCGGGCAGUAACCGUAAAAGUACAACUGAUGAACCUGCAAAACCCAUUCAAGAUCUUAAUUACCAUGUUCGUCAGGUAAAGAAUGCUCUCACACAUUUCAAAGAUGUCAUUCUAAAGAAUAAAUUGGAAAUGUUACCUGGUAACGGAACGGUUGUACUUGAAUCAAUUGCCAAUGUACAUACUGCUCUGCAAUCCUAUACAUUAAACGAGAAUAGUACAGCAUUCAUCAACGCAACAAACCAUGUGUACAUUUCUCUCGGUAAUCUUCUGAAGCUUUGUGACGAAGUCUUGCUCACUAAAGAGGGUGAAGAUUGUCCCUCACUUAGUAAAGAAAACGUGAAAGAGGUAGUUGAACUAGUUGAAAACGCCGUGAACAACCUAGUGAAUCUAGCUAAUGAAAAACUCAAUGAUCGAGAUGGAAAUAAGCAACAUAUUGCAAGUUCAAAUACCUUGCAGCGUCCAACCGUGGAUGUGGUUAGUCAACGAACUUCUCUACCCGAUAUACCACUAACACCACGUGAACGUGAUCUUCUCGAACAGACUUGUUUAAAAACAGUGCGUGCAUCACAUAGUACAGAGAGUAUAUUACGCGAAUCAAGCGAGCCUCCACCAAAACCACCAUUGCCAGAUCGUUCGAAUGAGCCGCCGCCGUUGCCACCGAAGCGCAAAAGCCAACAUUCAAAGAACCUUUCAUUUCACGAUACAUCUGAAUGCAAUUCCGAUUCGACCUUCUUGGGAUGCGGUGCAUUAGAUCGCAUGUCUCUUCGUUCCCGAUCACCCGAAGACAAUUCUAGUCUCCUAAGUGCCAGCGCUGGAUCGCUGGAUUCAGCAUUAAAUAACUCUCGUGACGAAGAGGAACUACGUACCCUAACCGGGGUCAACGAAAUUAAUGUCGCACAAGGAUGUCAGUCAUCAAUCAAUACCGGCAUAAUAUCUUCUCCUACAUCGGCGGCUCUUUGGAAUGAACCGCAUGAUACUAUCGCACACGGUAUAGUUACCAAUGAGCUAGGGGUUCAGAAUAACCGAAACUCCAAUGAGUCUGGUAUUGAGUCUAUGUAUUCAUUGCGUGUUAGUCGUGAUAAUAAUAAUGUAGGAGCAAUUUCAAUUACUCAGCAAAAAAACGCCACUGUUCAUGUACAUCGAUCAGAAUCAGUUGUAGAUAGUAUAAACGAAGUUCGCUGCACUGCGAUUUAUGCUGGCACUAAGCUGCAAAAUAGUGCAAUGAACGCUGCUAGUCAACCACAAGUUCAUCAGAAUCUCCAUCAGAUACAUGUUCUCCAUCAUCAACACAAUCAACAACACUAUCAACAUCAGGCAUUAAAGAAAAACAUCGAAACAAUUGUGACUCAAGACAAUGCAGAUUGCAUGAAAAAAACGAUCAUUCUGCCCGGUGAGGAAUGUCAAAUAAUUAAUAUGCCGGAGAUUCAAGCUACGUCAAGCCACAGUGUACCAAAACUGGGAGAACACACAAAUUUCGACGAUAUGUUGGGAAACGAUGAUGUAUUUCCUUGUCUAGUUUCAUCGGAUCGUCCUCCAGCACUUCCGGUUAAAACGCGAUCACAAAGCAUUAAAAAAGAAAGGCACCCCUCACAGUACGAUAAUGUUGACGACAUAGGUUCUGAGCAAAGCUCCCAGGUUAUGCUGGAACAUAUUUCCAAACAAAAUUUACCUUCGUUACUGCAUAGCAGACAGCAAAUGUUUGAUAAUUUGUCCAACAAACAUGUAAGUCUGAUCGAGCCGAGACUUAUAAACCGUUUUCAAGAAGAACCACCACCGCUGCCAAUUAAAAAAAAACAUAUGUUUCAAAGUGUUGCUUAUUCAGUUAUGGCAUAUAUGGAAAUAUUUGGCAGUGCAACUCAAAAUCACUCUGAGUUUAUGCGUCACUCCGUGCAUACCUACAAUAUGACACAAUCGGAAAACGCUUCAUCUUCCAGCCAUAGCCUAUGUCACAGUCAUACCAUGAGUUUGUCUCCAUCUCGCAUAGCUCCUGUUUCUCCACCUGAUUCGCCGAAUAUUAACAGUAAACCACCAGCCCUACCACCAAAACGCCAGCGCAUCAAUAGCAAAACCCAAAACACAUCAUCAACACCUCCUCCUAGUCCAAAAAUCAUGCAAGACUUAUUGUACCAAUCUCAAACCUCCAAAAAAAUAAUUUCGCCAUCAUCGAGAAUUAGUAAAACGACAUGCAGUCAUUCUUUGGACGUGACCGGAGCUUUCUUGAUAAAAUCAAAACUAUCACCCAAUUAUCGCGAAACAACCAUCGAAUCAGAUACUGGCAAAGUUUCGACAUCUGAAAUUGUUUAUACUAGUACUUCUACUACUACUGCUAUUACUAAUUCUAUGUCCACAACCCCAGUUACUGCUGCUGGCUCUUUUUAUGUAUCUAAUGUACCGAAUCUAACACCUGAAUUGAGUGAGGACGUUUGCUCUUGUGCUACAAACGUUUUGAAUCAAUCAGAUACUAUUAGUACUGAAAGCGGUAAAAUGAUCAGAAAUGCCAAACUAAUCGAUUGCAAUGUUGAUAAUCAGAAAUCUAAUUCUGGCGACUAUUUGCAUCUUUGUGAUGCAAGUACUAAAGCUUCGGAUACUAUAUAUCCUUCCGUUUCAAACCCAGAAAUUAUUACAAUCGGCAAUAUUCUAGUCAAUAAAUACAAUAAGAGCAAUAACAUUAUUGUUAGUAACAAUAUUGGCUCUAGCUGUACGGCAAAUAAUCAUAACAAUAGUUGUAGUAAUAGUAGUACUAGUGGCAUACUAGUAAACUCUUCUGAUGUAAUUGUGGAACCAACAACCGUGGAUGAUCACCGCAGCAGCAAAGCACUAGAAGAGGAGGUCGAAGUGAUACUUAGGCGAAAUAAUAAGAACGGCCUGAGUGUAGCGGAAAAUCAACAACCUAUCAAUCUGAUGGAAGAACUUGAUGUAAGCAACUAUCUUGUAUUCAAAAAGGACAACGAAGACGGUCCUGAUGUGAAAGGAGGGCAUCCCGAUGCACUUAUCAUACACGCAACACGAGUGCAGAAAAACUCAGAUGCAUAUGGAGAAGCGUUCAUCACGACAUUUCGAACAUUUAUAACGCCAUUGGAAUUAAUACAAAAACUGUCUCACCGGUAUACGGUAUACCACUGUCAACUGAAUGAUGCCAAACAAAAAGCAGCCAAAGAAUCGUUUUCCUUACUAGUCCGGGUUGUGAAUGAUCUUACUGCUCCUGAUCUAACAGAGCGUCUUCUUGUAAUUUUGAUGAACUUCAAAUAUCAACUGGUCAGCGCAGGACAUCUGAACAUGGCAAAACUACUCCGCGUCAAACUUAUAGAGAAAGUGUUGAUUUUUAAACAAAAAGCAACGUUUACCAUUCAAACGCUAUCCUCGCGUGCAGUUAUGACAUCGCUUCCUUCGUUGUUAGAUCUGAAAUCUGCUGAAAUUGCCGAACAAAUGACGUUGUUGGAUGCCGAGCUUUUCCAGAAAAUUGAAAUACCAGAAGUUUUAAUCUGGGCCCAGGAGCAAUGCGAGGAACGGUCCCCAAACUUGACUCGAUUUACUGAACACUUCAAUAAAAUGUCAUACUGGGCCCGCACACAAAUUCUCUCGCAAAAUGACAGCAAAGACAGAGAAAAGCACGUGAUAAAGUUCAUAAAAAUCAUGAAACACCUUAGGAAAAUAAAUAACUACAAUUCUUAUCUAGCACUAUUAUCGGCACUUGAUUCAGCCCCUAUCAGAAGGUUGGAAUGGCAUAAAACUAUAACUGAAGGAUUAAAAGAAUACUGUGCACUGAUUGAUUCAAGCUCCAGUUUUCGUGCAUACAGACAAGCUCUUGCUGAGACGAAUCCACCCUGUAUUCCAUAUAUUGGGCUUGUGUUACAAGAUUUGACAUUUGUACACAUAGGUAAUCCUGAUUUACUCCCUGAGGGAUCGACGAAUUUUUCGAAACGUUGGCAGCAGUACCAUAUUGUUGUGAACAUGAAACGUUUCAAGAAAGGAUGCUAUCCAUUCAAGAAAAACGAAAAAAUAAUUGGUUUCUUCGAAAAUUUCGAAAAUUAUUUGGACGAAGAUGCCAUGUGGCAAAUAUCGGAAAAUAUAAAACCCCGCGGCGCAAGAAAAAACUACGUCAAUUAGGGCAGAUUAAAGUGCAUAGUUUUGAUGAUGAUGAAGUGCGUAAAGCAUCACGAUUGUGUAAUGCUGUAUGCUAUAAAUUGUUCAGUAAACAAUUCGACGCCCAUCUAGCAUUUAGUAUCAUCUGAUCAUCCAUGCUACGGAACAUAGUGCUGACCGGGGUGUGUAAUAUUCAACUAAUGAAAUUUCAAACAUGUUACAAUUUUGCUAUUAACUGCAUUUAAUAGAUUGGCAUUGGACAAAAUAGAUCAACAUAUUUUUGACAUAAAUUGUUUCAUAUUUUAUUUCGUAGAAAUGGGUUCUAUGGAAUUCCUUGUUCAUUUAAAUAUUUUUUCAUGCUUGGUCGUAAAUAUACCAUAAGUUAUAAUCUAUCAUUGCCUCCAAGUGACAAGACUCCACGCGGAAGAGAUUAAUCUGCAGCUUUUCAUAGAGCCACACCUAUCUUUAAAAAAAAAUCAGCGAUACAACGAAUGAUAUAUGUGCUAUGACGUGUCUCUAUGUGUUAGCAACUUAUUCGAAAGGGAUUCAACAUCCAUACCACUAAUGAAUAGGGGUGUGCAAUAAGGAAUAUUAAGAACAAGAUUGCGUAUGAAUUGAUUUUUUUCGUUUUUUAUUUAACAAUUACAUCUAACUACAACCACAACACAUAACCCUCAUGAAAGCAGUGUAAGUCGUUAGCUUUUACUUUCGCCCAUCUUACAGGUGAUUCCGUGUUCUUGGAGCUCAUCAUAUCAUCCCAAGUGAUGCAAUCAGAUUCGCACAUACCAUUUCGAUACUUUCAUACGAGGUGAGGCGCUGUUUCUCAUACAAUCAAACAAGUGGUACUAAUGAAGGGCAAUGUCUGGUAUAUGCAGCGGAUAAAAUAUCGUCCCCAAUAUUAUCCAAUAUUUUGGCCGAUUCAGUGACAUGUGAUCGCGCGAUGGCACUUAGAAUAAAAGCUUGAUUUUGUAUUAUUCCAUUCUAUGCGUACAGCUGGCUUCUAACGCAUUAAAUGUUGUCGAUAGCAUUGCCCCUUUAUAGUGUCACAAAAUUUUGACGGCUCAUAGUGCACCAACAUGUUCAUACCCUAACAUAAAGAAAGCAUAACCGUUGCUCAGUGAUUACGAUGGACCAGGUUCACUAGGCUGUAUAUAAGCCCUUUUGCGUUUUAGAUUUUAGUGAUAAAUCCACUGUUCAUCCAGUGAUGAUUCGAUAUUAAAACAUAUCCUUUUCCGCUUCACAAGCAGCAAUUUGCAGCGGUUUUCUGUCCUUUUUUCUGGAUUUGUAUGAUAUGAGGCUCCAUUUAAUUAGACAUUUUUCUAAUCAUUUCCAUGGCAUUCUGGUGUUUGAAAAUUGUCGUGUGGUCAACUCCUAACUAUUCUUCAAGUACUUUUCAUGUCGCGCACAUAUCCUUGUGGAACAUGUCAAAUCUUGCCAACUCUUUUAUGACGGUCCAGAUCGUUCUAGGUUUUGCAAGCUAAAAGCAUUACUUCAAAAUUCCGCAAACCACACCCAGCGCUCUCAACAAGCACCAUAAUCAUUUGUGACUCCUGAUAUUCUUUUCCGUGUUCAAACACAUUUAAUUCAAAAAGAACGACAGGUUGAAUAGCUAAUGAGCAAAGCCAUAAAUUGGAAAACGGCAGGAAUCCAAACUCCUAUUAUAUAAUUAAUGAUGAGAACAAAACGAAUCGUUUUGUUACACAAUUACACAGCGGUAAUUUCACUGUCACUAUCUUAUUAUAGGUUUGUUUCGUAUAGGCGAUAAACUCAAGUGGUCCUUUUCGUGCAUUAUAUAAAUUUCUUGUUGGUAAGAAACUUGAAUAAAGAGAAGCCAUUGGAAAUUGAUUGCUCGAGUUUGUCGCUAAAUGAAAUAAAUUUGCUGUGAAAAGUCUUUAAAAUUACCACCAAAAAAUUUAUUUAAGAAACCGGUGGAAGAAGGGUCAUGCAAUCGGAAGUCUUUUAAAAAGGCGUUCUUCACUCAAACAAAUGAUGAUUAAUUUAUCGAUGAUGAUUUUUUCUCCUACCUAAUGCAUACAAAUAUGUUUUUUUACCUUUUUACCCCUGAAACGUUCAUAAAAAAUCCUCAACGGUUUUUUUGUUGAGAUUAUCAUUUAUUUUUGUGACAUGCGGUGCAAAAUGAAAAUGUGCGUAUAAAAUUUUUAUAUUGAGAACCAAUUUUGCCACAUGCAUUGUGUGCGUGCUUGCGUUUACGCUUGAAAAAUUCACGUUCCAGAUUUAGGGAAAAUAUUUUAGCAAUAGUAAAUCAACAUAGAUUCCGAUAUGUCAAAAUUAUGCUAUUAAUUGAUAGUUUGUUUUUGUUUGCCGAAGAUACGUUUUAGCCUAUUUUAUGAUGCAUACUAACGUCUAAGUUUUUUUUCAAAAGCACAUAUCAAACCAUGAGCCAACGGUGUUAAUAAAUCUUCAUGACUUGUAGCUACCAUAAUGUAAUGCAUGCAAAAUCAAUGAUGUUCAAUUGACUGAUCACUGACUGAAAAGUGUUUUUAUAUUAAGGGAUUAAUUUCUUAGCGCCAUACAAGCUAGAUCACAUAAACUUACAUUAGCACGGAUUAAAUAUUGUAACCCGAGGAAAUGUACAAUCGACAAAUGAAUCUAUUUUAAUAUUCAAUUUUAGUGUUUAUCUCGGUAUUCUUGAACAAUUAUAAAUAUAUUUUGCAUUCAGUCAGCUAUGUUUCUGAAUAAGUAUUCUAGUCGGUAUUUUUUUAAAACUAUGUGAAAUUAAUAAGUACAGUAAAGGUAUUAGAAUAGUAAAAACUGUGAGAUUGAUUAAGAUUUUGUGUAAUCGAUAUACAAAUAUACAUGUGCAUAU